AUGUUCUGCGAGAAAGCCAUCGAGCUCAUCCGGGAGCUUCACAGCGCCCCCGACGGGCAGCUCCCAGCCUUCAACGAUGACGGAAUCAGGCAAGUUCUGGAGGAGAUGAAAGCUUUGCAUGAACAGAACCAGUCUGAUGUAAAUGAGACGAAGUCAGAUGGACGAAGUUACUUAAUUCCAACAAUCAAAUGUCGACAUAGUUCUUUGCUGAGAAAUCGACGUUGCAUAGUUGCAUAUUUGUAUGAUCGAUUGCUUCGGAUUACAGCUGUCAGGUGGGAAUAUGGCAGUGUCUUGCCAAAUGCUCUGAGAUUUCACAUGUCAGCUGAAGAAAUAGAAUGGUUCAAUUGCUAUAAAAAGUCCCUUGCUACAUACAUGAGAUGUUUGGGUGGAGAUGAAGGAUUAGAUAUUAGGCAAGAUAUGAAACCCCCUAAAAGUCUGUACAUUGAGGUGCAGUGUCUAAAAGACUUUGGAGAGUUUGAAGUUGAUGAUGGGACUUCAGUUUUAUUGAAAAAAAAACAGCCAGCAUUUCUUGCCUAGAUGGAAGUGUGAACAAUUAAUCAGACAAGGAGUCCUAGAACAUGUUCUGUC
This is a messenger RNA of Trichosurus vulpecula (common brushtail), 588 nucleotides long. Its product is annotated as DNA replication complex GINS protein PSF1-like. The coding region runs from base 1 to 537 and encodes 178 amino acids. The transcript has a single exon. Lineage: Eukaryota; Metazoa; Chordata; Mammalia; Diprotodontia; Phalangeridae. Gene Ontology annotation, cellular component: GINS complex. Gene Ontology annotation, biological process: DNA strand elongation involved in mitotic DNA replication; DNA replication. The record is from RefSeq and is a predicted model, not a curated record.